This is a messenger RNA of Tuber melanosporum (Perigord truffle), 1395 nucleotides long. RefSeq lists its product as uncharacterized. The record is from RefSeq and is a predicted model, not a curated record. NCBI's taxonomy places the organism in Eukaryota, Fungi, Ascomycota, Pezizomycetes, Pezizales, Tuberaceae. Gene Ontology annotation, molecular function: D-amino-acid oxidase activity; FAD binding. Bases 1 to 1098 code for a protein of 365 amino acids. The transcript has 5 exons.
AUGAGUGAGAAAAGCAAAGUUGCUGUUGUUGGUGCCGGCGUAGCAGGCCUAACGACCGCCCUCCUCCUCUCGAAGCGCGGCCAUUCCGUCGCCGUCGUGGCAAAACACAUGCCGGGGGACUACGACAUAGAGUACACCUCUCCGUGGGCGGGGGCAAGCUACCUUCCUGUAUCAGCGCCGGGCACCCGGGAAGCAGAAUGGGACCAGAUCACUUUUGCAGAGCUUUACAGACUGACCACCCAAGUCCCAGAGGCCGGCAUUCACUUCCAAGAUGUGAUAACCUACCGACGGGAGAAGGACAAGGGGAGCGUUACGGCAGAUUGGUUUUCCGAGUUGUUGAAGGAAAGGCCUUGGUUUGCUAACAUAGUUCCGGAGUUCCGAACAAUCCCGAAAGCGGACCUCCCGCCAAGCGUCGACUUUGGCACGAGGUGGAAGUCAAUGUGCAUUAACCCCGCAAUAUACCUCCCAUACUUACUAUCCCAGUGCCUCAAACGGCAGGUGAGGUUCCGCCGGGGCACACUAACGCACAUCUGCGAAGCCGUUAACUUCCACCCCGAAUACACCUCUUGUUCUGAUAUAGCAGUUGUAAAUUGCACAGGCCUGGGAUCUUACACCCUCAGCGGCGUCACUGACUCGAGCCUAACUCCGGCCCGUGGGCAAAUAGUCCUAGUCCGUAACACUGCGCCGGCCAUAAUCGAAGUAUCGGGUACAGACGACGGCGAGGACGAGGUGACGUACAUAAUGACUCGCGCGGCCGGCGGCGGCACAGUUCUGGGGGGGACGUAUCAGAAGGGGAAUUGGAGCUCUGCUCCGGAUGAGGCUACUGCUGAGAGGAUUAAGAAGAGGGCGGUCGAAUGGUGUCCGGAGUUGGUGGGGAAGGGGGAAGGAGUUGAGGGGCUGGAUGUUAUAAGACAUGGAGUGGGUUUGAGGCCUCUCAGGGUGGGCGGGGCCAGGGUUGAGAGGGAGGUUAUUGGGGGUGCGAGGGUUGUGCACAAUUAUGGGGCGGGGGGGUUCGGUUAUCAAGCGAGUUACGGAAUGGCGGAGGAAGCUGUUAGGUUGGUCGAGGAGAGUCUUGAGGAAGUGAAGGCAAGGCUCUGAGUCAGAGGGUUUAAACAAAAUUAAAUCUAAGUGAGUGAUUCAAAGAUCCAGUAUCGUAGGAGGACCUCAAAAUUUCAGCAAAAUAUGGUAGUAAAGAGUAUUUCUCGGAAUGCAUUGGAAUGGUGAUUGGUGCCGAGGAUUGUGUUGUGGGUCUCUGGAGAUAUGGGUUUCAUUCUUGGGCCAAGAAUGAGAGUGGCUUGUGGAUUUCAUUCCAGGACCAGGAAUGAGUGGUUGCGCUGAAUUUAGAUGUUUGUAUAUAUAUGCAGUUUGUAUCGCCUAUUAUUGUUUUGACAGUGA